Molecule: messenger RNA, 1869 nt
Organism: Etheostoma spectabile (orangethroat darter)
Lineage: Eukaryota; Metazoa; Chordata; Actinopteri; Perciformes; Percidae
Product: E3 ubiquitin-protein ligase TRIM47
Exons: 7
Coding region: 70-1755 (561 amino acids)
Molecular function (GO): zinc ion binding; protein binding
Source: RefSeq, a predicted model, not a curated record
CACGAGGGUCUCUUCCGUAACCGAAAGUGAAACUCAUGAGUGCUUUCUCUGCUUGUAAAACUCCUCGGAAUGGCUGAGCUGCAGCAGCAGGAGCAUGGCGUUCAGCUGGACCAGAAUCAGUUCUGCUGUUCAGUAUGUCUGGAGCAGCUGAGAGAGCCCGUCACCAUUCCCUGUGGACACAGUUACUGCAAAGGCUGCAUCGAGGGUUGCUGGGAACAUAAAGAGAAGAAGGGAGAGGUCAGCUGCCCUCAGUGCAGGGAGACCUUCAGCACGAGGCCUGUCCUGCAGAGGAACACCAUGCUGGCUGAGCUUGUGGAGCAGCUGAAGUCAAGCCUUCAGCAGGCUUCCCCCCCUGCUGCUGAGGCCUGUGCCGGCCCGGCGGAUGUUGCCUGUGAUUUCUGUAGCGGGACCGGACCAUUCAAAGCCACGAUGUCUUGCCUGACGUGCUUGGUGUCUUACUGUCCCGCUCACCUGGAGCCUCACCACAGGGUUCCUGCGUUGAAAAACCACCAGCUGGUCCCUGCUACAAUCCCACUGCAGGAAAAGCUGUGUAGGAAGCACAACAAGCUGAUAGAGAUCUACUGUCAGACAGACAAAAAAUGUAUCUGCUAUCUGUGCGUUAUAGAUGAGCAUAAGAGACACUGUACGGUGUCCGCUGCAGCAGAGAGGGCUGUGGAACAGAAACAGCUGACCGUGACUCAAAAGAAGGUCCAGGAGAGACAAAAGGAGAGAGAAAAUGAGCUGAAUGAGCUACUCCAAGCUCUGAUGGAGUUCAAGAGUGGUAGCCAGCCUGCAAUUAAGAUCUGUGAUGAGAUCUUUGAUGAGCUGAUCUGCUCCAUUAAGAAAAAACACACGUUGGUGAAGCAGCUGAUCGAAGCCCAGGAGCACGCUGCCGUCUCUCAGGCGGAGGAGCUGCAGCUGCAGCUGAAGGAGGAGAUCACCAAGCUGAAGAUAAGAGACACCGACCUGGAGCAGCUUUCUCAUACCAACGACCACGUCCACUUCAUUCAGACUUUUCAGUCCCUCUCCAGCUCCUGCGAAUCUCCAGACGGGCCAACUGGCCCGGUUGUUCAUCCUCAACAUUUGACUUUCCAUCCUGUGACUGACAGCAUGUCUAAGCUGAGGGACGACAUAGAGGGGCUCCUGAAGGACACGUCUCACAGGAUCUCUGCCACAGUUUCAACUAUAGAUGUUGUGCUGCCACCUGUGCCGAAGACCAGAGAGGAGUUUUUACGCUAUUGCCAUCCUCUAAGCCUGGAUGAGACCUCACUCUCCCAAUAUUUGUUCAUUUCUCAAGAACACCGGCGAGUGAUGUUUAACUAUAAAUAUCAUAUGACCCCGCCUAGAAAUUCCAGCCAGGUGUUGUGCAGAGAGGGUUUGUCAGAGCGCUGCUACUGGGAGGUCAGUUUGAGUGGUUAUACUUGGUCAGUAGUAGUGUCCUACAAAGACGUUUGCAGAUCAUCAUCACAUGAAUCAGAGUUUGGAAACAACAACAAGUCGUGGAGUUUAGAGUGCUCCCGAGCUGGUUACACUUUCCAACACAACAGUAAAGGCACGCCAGUGUCCGGCCCUCCAUCCUCCAAGAUUGGAGUGUUCUUGGAUUAUAAACCAGGGACUCUGUCCUUUUACAACGUCUCUGACUCGAUGACUCUGCUCCACGAAGAGCACACCACGUUCACUCAGCCUCUCUAUCCUGCCCUUGGGCUGAAACAGGGAAACGAUGGACAUUAUGCCGAACUGAUCAAGUUAUGGUGAUGAAGUUUAUAUUGGGGUGGUUAAUGUCUGCCACUGCUGUAAUUGGCUUUCCAUUAUAACUGAAUACCACACGGUAGAUGAGAGGAUGCCAUUUUAUAAAAGUGAAGAAUAAAA